Molecule: messenger RNA, 1068 nt
Organism: Hirundo rustica (Barn swallow)
Lineage: Eukaryota; Metazoa; Chordata; Aves; Passeriformes; Hirundinidae
Gene: USP43
Product: ubiquitin specific peptidase 43
Exons: 7
Coding region: 1-1068 (355 amino acids)
Biological process (GO): xenobiotic metabolic process; protein deubiquitination
Cellular component (GO): intracellular membrane-bounded organelle; cytoplasm
Molecular function (GO): iron ion binding; oxidoreductase activity, acting on paired donors, with incorporation or reduction of molecular oxygen, reduced flavin or flavoprotein as one donor, and incorporation of one atom of oxygen; heme binding
Source: RefSeq, a predicted model, not a curated record
AUGAACGCCGUGGUGCAGUGCCUGAGCAACACGGCGCCGCUGGCCGAGCGCCUGGCGCUGGGCCGGUACCGCGCCCGCGGCGAGGUCACGCAGCGGCUGGCGGCGCUGGUCCGUGCGCUCUGGACCCGCGACUACACCCCGCAGCUCUCCGCGGAGUUCAAGAACAUCGUCUCCAAGCACAGCUCGCAGUUCCGGGGCAACGCUCAGCACGACGCGCUCGAGUUCCUGCUCUGGCUGCUGGACCGAAUGCACGAGGACCUGGGCGCCGCCUCGCCCGCCCAGCCGGGCCGCGGCCCCACGCCGCCUGGCAAGGACGGCAGCGGCGGUGCCAGCAGGUCCCCCCCGGGCACCCAGCACCCCCGCGGGCAGAGCUUCGUGCAGAGCCACUUCCAGGCCCAGUACAGGUCCUCCCUGACGUGCCCUCACUGCCUGAAGCAGAGCAACACCUUCGACCCCUUCCUGUGCAUCUCGCUGCCCAUCCCGCUGCGCCAGACCAGAAACUUGGGGGAGGUUGCAGAGCUAUCCAGCCCCCUGCCGUCCCCAGCCAAGGUGCAGGAGGAGAUCGAUGCCGUGGUGGGCACCGGCCGAGCCCCCAGCACGGAGGACAAGCUGCGGAUGCCCUACACCAACGCCGUGAUCCACGAGCUGCAGCGCUUCCACAAGACCCGCAUCGAGAACUUCCCGCGCAUGACGACGCAGGACGUCCUCUUCAGGGGCUACACCAUCCCCAAGGGCACUCCUGUCAUUCCGGUGAUUUCCUCUGUGCAUUCGGAUCCCACCCAGUGGGAGAACCCCAGGAAAGUGGACCCCGCACACUUCUUGGACGAGAAGGGCGAGUUCCGGAAGCGCGAGGCCUUCAUGGCAUUCUCGGCAGGGAAGCGGAUGUGCCCAGGGGAGGCGCUGGCCCGCAUCGAGCUCUUCCUCUUCCUCACCACGCUGCUGCAGAGCUUCACCUUCCAGCUGGCCACGGAGCACGGGGAGCUGGAUCUCUUCUCCCUGUGGCUCGAGAUUGAGAGGAGGGCGAUCCCGGGCAGGUUCUUCGCUAUCCCACGCUCGCUGUCCUCCUGA